AUGGGUCAUAUGGAACUUUCCUCAUACGAUCCAAACGAAAAUGCAUUUUAUCUGCCACACCACGCGGUGAUUCGUAACGAGAGUACUACUACGAAAUUGAGAGUGGUUUUUAACGCGUCACAAGCCACUAGCAAUGGUAUUUCAUUGAAUGAUCAACUUGCAAUUGGUGCAAAUCAUCAGAAUGAUAUUUUGUCAAUUUUAAUUCACUUUCGAAAAUUUAAAUAUGCCUUUACGGCAGACGUGGAAAAAAUGUACCGACAAAUUUUAGUUAACGAAGAUGAUCGUAAGUUUCAAAAAAUAUUGUGGCGUGAGUCACCAGAUCAGCCAAUUUCUGAAUAUCAACUAAAAACUGUCACAUAUGGCACUUCAAUAGCUCCUUUUUUGGCAACUCGCACAACAAAACAAAUGGCAUUAGACAAUAUGAACGAAUUUCCACAAGCUGCUCAAAUAAUUUUGGAAAGUAUGUACAUGGAUGAUGUGGCAGAUGGAGCGCCAUCCAUAAACGAGAUUAAUAAAAUUUAUGAUCAUCUCAGAUCAGUUUUUUCAAACGCCGGCUUCAAUUUACGUAAAUGGAGCACUAAUUGCAAAGAAUUAAUGGAAAAAAUUCCAGAAUCAGACAUAGAGAAAAAAUCACUCACUGAAACAGUUAAAGCAUUGGGCAUAUUAUGGUCUCCUUCAACCGACGUUUUCUCAUACAAUUUGAAAGUUAAAAUUCACGAUAAGCCAUUCACUAAACGUCAAAUUAUUGCAGAAAUGGCUUCAUUAUUCGAUCCAUUCGGAUGGAUAUGUCCAAUUGUUAUCUCUGCAAAAAUUUUAAUUCAAGAAAUGUGGAAGCAAAAAUUAGAUUGGGACCAAGUAGUCUCAGAUGAGAUUUCUUCGAAAUGGCUCAAAACAAAAAAUGAAUUGCAUCUCAUAAGUCAAAUUCAAUUGCCCAGAUGGAUUAAUUACGAUCCAGAAGAUAAAAUUGAACUUCAUGGCUUUGCAGACGCAUCCAAAGUCGCCUUUGCAUCCGUCAUAUAUAUUAAAAAUGUUUCAAAAAACACUGUUCAAUUACUAAUUGCCAAAAGUAGAGUAGCUCCAUUAAAAGGCACUAAAGAUCAAUUAACCAUUCCAAGGUUAGAGCUUUGCGCAGCCAAUUUACUCGCCAAAUUAACACACAAAGUGAUGAAAUCAUUGAAAAUUCAAUUCAGUGGAAUAUUUUUAUGGUCCGAUUCUCAAAUAGUUAUUGAUUGGUUGCAUGGAAAUCCAAAACGUUAUAAAAAAUUCAUUGCAAAUCGUAUUUGUCUCAUUGAUAAGCUUGUUG
Messenger RNA from Contarinia nasturtii (swede midge), 1303 nucleotides. RefSeq lists its product as uncharacterized. The annotation marks the transcript as partial. The transcript has a single exon. The record is from RefSeq and is a predicted model, not a curated record. Lineage: Eukaryota; Metazoa; Arthropoda; Insecta; Diptera; Cecidomyiidae.